Messenger RNA from Solanum stenotomum, 915 nucleotides. RefSeq lists its product as uncharacterized. The record is from RefSeq and is a predicted model, not a curated record. Bases 178 to 609 code for a protein of 143 amino acids. The transcript has a single exon. NCBI's taxonomy places the organism in Eukaryota, Viridiplantae, Streptophyta, Magnoliopsida, Solanales, Solanaceae.
CCUUUCUAUCUACUUCUAGUACUUCAUUUCUUGUGUCCAUUUACCAUCCACUUGGCUCUUUCCCUUUCUUCACUCCAAUUUUUUCUUUUCCUUUCCUUCCCUUUCCUAGAAAAAAAUCCAACUUCUCCAAUCUCCAUUUCCUUAAAUAGCCCAAAAACAAGCACAAAAAUAUAUUCAAUGGAUAAAAUGCUUAGUGUACAUUCAAAAAAAGCAAACAAACACCCCAAAAACACCAAAAAAAAGCCAGUUAAAGUUGUUUAUAUUUCAAAUCCAAUGAAAGUUAACACAAGUGCUGAAGAAUUCAGAGCUUUAGUCCAACAACUCACUGGCCAACAUGCUAACUACCCGGUAACCGAUACUAAUAUCCGUACUGCUGACAGUGAGAAAAAGGAAUUUUAUUAUUCAGAGUCGCCACCAGGAUAUGAUCAUCAACAAGUUGUUGAGGUAGAUAGUACUACUCAUCAUCAAGUAGUACCUAAUUAUAUGAAUAGUACUAAUGAAACAACGAUGACCGAUAAUUCGGAUCUAUCGUUUGAAGAUUAUGUUAGAGAAGAUUAUGUUCCAGAAUUGUUGGAGAAUUUGCCUACAAAUCAUGUGUGGUAUGACUAAAUGAACUUAUUAAUUUUUACUUUUGUUUAAAUCUAGUUAAUUAACUUCAAAAAGAAGAACAAAAAUGGGCCUUGAAGGCAAUGUAAAUUAGAAAUUAGCUAUUGUUAUAACUAGUACUUGGGCUUUAUGCCUUUGUAUUAAAUUGUGAUGUAAUUUUUGUCAUAUAUAUGCUACUACUAGGUGAUAUUAUUUAGUAGUAGUAAUAUGAAUUGCCUAGCUAGCCAUGUCCAACUUGCUUUGAUAUUUUUGUAUUUAGUGGCUAGUAUUGCAACUUGGAGAUAAAAAAUAAAAUUGAUUUUGGUACUA